Ostertagia ostertagi is the source of this 402-nucleotide messenger RNA. NCBI's taxonomy places the organism in Eukaryota, Metazoa, Nematoda, Chromadorea, Rhabditida, Trichostrongylidae. The record is from the annotation of a GenBank genome assembly.
AUGACCUCUGUCUCUCAAUCGAGUGAUGUUACCAACAGAAACAUCACACGAUUGAGUCGUGGCAAUCCCAGGCUCACUUUCACCGGCAUCCAAAGGGAACUGGCCGUUGCCAGUGAACAAAUUCCGUCGACAAGAACUAUUCGGAGACGUUUACAAGCUGCCGGGCUAAAUGGAAGGCGUCCUGCGAAGAAGCCGUUGAUUUCGGAGAAGAAUCGUGGUGCUCGUGUCAGGUGGGCACAGGAGCAUAUCGGUUGGACUCGCCAGCAAUGGAAUAAUGUUCUAUUUUCUGACGAAUCCAAGUUCAACCUGAUGGGAAGUGACGGGAUCAAGUAUAUCAGACGUCCACUCGGCAGAAGAUUCGAUCCUUUGUAUCAACUGCCCACUGUGCUGGAGGGAACGUGA